GACCUAUCUCCCAAUUCUUUUUCUUCGGAGAUCCAAUCAAUUCCCCUAAAUUUACUCUCCUUCAUUCCAUAUAACCCUAAACCCUCUGCCUCUUCAACCUCCCCCAUUCUCCAUUUCCUCGCUAACCUCUCUUGCCGCCCCCAAAGAUGAGGGUAUUCAUCGUUCUCGCCGUCGUCCUCACCCUCGCCGCCCUAUUACACCCUUCCGCCACCGCCACCAACUCGAACAACUCUCUCAAAUUCUUCUGUAGCCACACCGACUACUCCGGUCUCUGCAUCAAAUCGAUUAAAGAAAUCGCUCCCCGCCUCAAAAGAGCCAACAUCAACAUCGUCCUUGCCAUCCUGCUGCAUUCCAUUGAUGUUAGGGCUCGCCAGGGCAAGGCCUUCACCCUCUGGCUCACCAAACAAUCUCAUUCCCGUGCAAAAACCCUCGAGCUCCUUCACGACUGCGUCGACUUCUACGACACCGCCCUCGACAACCUUGCAUCCGCCACCAAAGCCAUCAAGGCUGGCGACAUCGACACUCGAGACGCCAUGCUAAGCUCCAUGAUCUCGAACUUCGGUUCCUGCGAGGAUGGAUUCAAUGAGUUCGCCAUCAAAUCGCCAUUGACGGACCGGAUUACAAUGCUUAAGAACAUGGUCGACAAUUGCCUGGCCAUUGGCGAACUGAGCAGGCCCUAAUAAUAAGGUUCUAAUUUGAGCUUCUACACAUAAGGAGUCUAAUAUUUUUACUUGGAUUGUGGUUAUUACUGAUGACUUGGGGCUGCAAUUUUUAUUUUUAUUUGAAGAAUGUUAUAAUAAACGCUUUACUUAUUUACGAGUUGAACUAAAGUUUUAUUUGGGACGACUUUUUUACUGUUUUUUAAAGCAGUUUUUUAGUACAAAUUUUUUAAUUUUAUACUAAGAAGCUACUUUACGAAGCAAUAAGAAAAUUGUCCCAAACAAAAUCUAAGCUGUUUGGUAGACAUAUUAGGGUGAUAGUCUGUAUAGUUUGAUUUGAAUAAAAAAUGAUUGAUUUGGAAGUAA
Molecule: messenger RNA, 1025 nt
Organism: Dendrobium catenatum
Lineage: Eukaryota; Viridiplantae; Streptophyta; Magnoliopsida; Asparagales; Orchidaceae
Exons: 1
Coding region: 147-680 (177 amino acids)
Molecular function (GO): enzyme inhibitor activity
Source: RefSeq, a predicted model, not a curated record